AUGGAUAUCGAUAAAGAGAUCGCCAAAGCGCCCAUAUCCGAUGACUACUCGGAGCAGAAAAGCCUGGAUGAGGAUGCUCUGAAACUGGCCGAGAUGGGCUACACGCAGGACCUGCAACGCAACUUUUCCGUGUGGUCAGUCCUGGGCGUAGGCUUCUCCCUCACUAAUUCGUGGUUUGGUAUAUCCGCCGCCUUGGUAACUGGUAUCAACUCCGGCGGACCUAUGCUCAUCAUCUACGGUAUCAUAAUCGUUGCGUUGAUUUCCACCUGUGUCGCCAUAUCGCUCAGUGAGCUGGCUAGUGCGCUGCCGAAUGCAGGCGGUCAAUACUUUUGGGCGAACGAGCUGGCACCGAGGAAAUAUGCCAACUUUGCAUCGUACUUGACCGGUUGGUUUGCGUGGGCCGGUUCGAUCUUUACGUCCGCUAGUGUUGCUCUUGCUAUGGGAGCCGCGCUCGUAGGUUGCUGGCAACUCGGGCAUCCCGAUUAUGUAAUUGAAACCUGGCACGUCUUCAUUGCCUACCAAGUCGUAAACGCCUUCUGCUUCUUUUUCAACUGCUACGGCAAGACGCUCCCCAAAAUCGCCACAGCCGCCCUCUACACAUCCCUCCUCUCCUUCUUCAUCAUCCUCGUCACCGUCCCCUCCGUCGCGCCGACCCACCAACAAGCCCGCUUCGUCUUCGCGACCUUCAUCAACAACACAGGCUGGAAAUCCAACGGCAUCGCCUUCAUCGUCGGCCUCGUCAACACCAAUUGGCCCUUCGCGUGUCUGGACUGUGCGACGCACUUGGCGGAAGAAGUCGCGCAGCCGGAGCGUAUGAUCCCGAUCGCGAUCCUCGGCACCGUCGCCAUCGGCUUCACGACCUCCUGGUUCUACAGCGUCGCCAUGUUCUUCAGCAUCGUGGGUGACUUUUCCGAGAUCGCGGCUACGGCGACGUACGUCCCGAUCCUAGAGCUGUUCUACCGCGCGCUGAAUCAUACGGCGGGGGCCAUUGUGCUGGAGAGCUUGAUCAUCGUUACAGGGUUGGGAUGCCAGAUUGCGAGUCAUACGUGGCAGAGCAGGCUGUGUUGGUCGUUUGCGAGGGAUAGGGGGCUGCCGGGGCAUCGGUGGUUGAGCAAGGUGCAUCCGACGCUUGAUGUGCCUCUAAAUGCGCAUAUUGUUAGCUGCGUCAUCGUUGGGCUUGUGGGGUGCUUGUAUCUCGGUUCUUACACGGCCUUCAACUCCAUGGUCACAGCCUGCAUAGUCCUCCUCUAUGUCUCCUACGCCAUCCCCGUAAUCUGCCUCCUGUACCGCGGCAGGAAUAACAUCGCUCACGGCCCCUUCUGGCUCGGUCCCAUCGGCAUGUUCGCAAACUACGUUUUGUUGAUGUGGACCGUUUUCACCGUUGUCAUGUACUCCUUCCCCUACGCCAUGCCCGUCAAGGCCAGCAACAUGAAUUAUGUCAGCGCUGUGUAUGCGGUCGUGGUGGCGAUUAUUACUAUCGAUUGGUUUGCGAGGGGAAGGAAGAGCUAUAGGGGCCAGACCACGCGGAAGGAGGAGGUGGUGGUUGUGCUGGGGAGGUCGGUGCAUGGUGGCAGGGGGAGCUUGAGUAUCGUGCAGUGA
Messenger RNA from Coniosporium apollinis CBS 100218, 1599 nucleotides. RefSeq lists its product as uncharacterized. Gene Ontology annotation, cellular component: membrane. The transcript is spliced from 3 exons. Lineage: Eukaryota; Fungi; Ascomycota; Dothideomycetes. The record is from RefSeq and is a predicted model, not a curated record. Gene Ontology annotation, molecular function: transmembrane transporter activity. Gene Ontology annotation, biological process: transmembrane transport. Bases 1 to 1599 code for a protein of 532 amino acids.